AAAGUAUUUGUUGAUAAGAACAGUCUGACCAUUCUCAUUUUCUCAUAAAGAUGUCAAUUUUUGGUAUUAUAUUACUUAGCUUAGCAAUAUGUCUAAUCAUCUUUCUUCUGGUUAUUUUUAAAUUCGGACAUGUAAAGUGUGAAAGUAAUGUUUGUUUGAUUGGAAAAGUGGCUUUAGUUACAGGAGGAAGCUCUGGCAUUGGCUAUCAAAUUGUCCUACAGUUGGCUUCAAGAGGUUGCAAAGUUAUUAUAAUCGACAGAAUAAUAAACGAUGAUAUUAAAAAGUCCAUUAUCAAGGAAACCCAUAAUACUAAUAUAAUACUCGAAUAUGCAGAUUUUACUUCGUUUAAGUCUGUAAGAGACGUGGUAGAGAAAAUAAAAUCUUCUGAAGAAAAAUUGGAUAUUUUAAUCAAUAAUGUAGGAAUCGGCAAAGCUCCAGAACAUCCAAGUGAAGAUGGAGUGAAUAUGACGAUGCAAGUCAACCACUACAGUCCGUUUUUACUGACACAUUUACUAUUUGGUUUGCUUAAGAAAUCAUCCGAUGGAAGAAUAGUUUUCACGUCAUCUGUAGCAUCUUUUCUACACACGACAACUAUAGACUCCAUUACUGAAAAUGAAAUAAAGUUAUCAAAAUAUAGAAUGAACGAUUAUACUUGUGGAAAGCUCUGCACCGUUAUAGCUUCUGAUAUAUUCGCAGAAAAGUUAAAGAAAUAUAAUAUUACUUGUAACACAUAUCAUCCUGGAGUUGCUAGAUCAAAUUUUUUCAACAACUGCUACGUAAAUUUAAACCAAUUUAGUUUAACUGACUGGUGGUCGUAUGCAAGUAUUGUUUUUCUUAGAAUUUUCGUAGGAGUGUCUCCUAGACAAGCUUCUCAACCGGCAAUAAUGCUAGCAAUAUCGGAGGAAUUCAAAAAUGUAACUGGUACAUUCCAUGGAAAAUAUUUUCCGGAUCUGAAACCUCUGGGAGCUCACAAUAAAGUUUUCUGUAAAAAGAUCUGGGAUGUAUCUGAGAAGAUUGUUAAGCUAAGCUCAGAAGAAAAAAUAUAAUUAUUUACAAUAAAUUUUAGUUUAAAAUGUUAUCAAUUUAUUACGAGUUUUAGU
Messenger RNA from Diabrotica balteata, 1100 nucleotides. The record is from the annotation of a GenBank genome assembly. NCBI's taxonomy places the organism in Eukaryota, Metazoa, Arthropoda, Insecta, Coleoptera, Chrysomelidae.